UCAAUAGAUAUUGGGCUAAUUGUGCCGUACCAAUUCUAUGGGAAUCUCCUUUUAAGAUUAAUAAUGAAUAUAAUCUAUUUCCUAAAGUGAUCCAAAUCUAUUUCGCAUGUGUACAAACUGAGAGUUUUCAUGAUGAUACUUUAAUUAACAAACCACUUUAUGAUUACCCAUCAUUUCUCAAAGAACUCCCAUUUGAGCGAUUUCUUAAUUCAGCUAUAGCAAGCAAUUACCCUGAAGCACUAAUAGUUGAAUUAUUUAAAAUUUUUCAAAUACAUUUAGUAAAGUUACGAGGAUUCGAUCUUAGCCAUCUACAUCUUAACUUUGACAGUCUAGUAACUUAUAGAGUUCUUCCUCAGUUUCUUAGGUACUCUUCACUAUUUGACAGGUUGUCAUAUUUAAAUUGCACAUAUCAUUGGGAUGUUAAUGAAGCCAAAAAAGUCAAAAAAGCUCAGAUCUUUGAUGAAUUAGCAAAAAAUUGUCAUCAUAUUAGAAAUAUUAAGGCUACCGUAUGGUAUAAAAAAGAAGGAAUUGCACUUGCAAAUCUCAUAAGCUCUCAAAGAUGUUUAAAAAAAUUUUCUUUAGUAAAUAGUAAUAACUUUGCAUCAUCUUCUAUUCAAUCUCUUCAAACACAAUCGCUUAAAAGCUUAAAAUUCAAAAACAUGCAUCGUAACAGUAAAUUAUACAAAAGAUUAGGUGUUGACGCAAAAUUUAAAUCUACUACAUUUCAAUUAUAUGAUAAAGAUAUUUUAUCACUUAGUCGCACAAACAUUACUGAACUAAAGUUUAAGCACUGUGAAGGACUUAUCCUUCUUCCCAUUAAUUCCACAUUCCGAAAUUUGACUUCUCUAGAGUACACUUAUGGAAGCUACACCAUUUAUGAUAGUGCACCACCUAUUGAAACAUUAUCUAGUCUCAUCAAGCUGAAUGGUAAAACUAUUGAAAAUGUUACAAUGAAUUGGCACUGGCAUUCUAAUAAUCCUCCCGAGUGUACCCAACUUAUCAAAAAUAUUGCUGAGUGUACAAUUAAUCUAAAAUAUUUAAAAACUCCGCUUUAUACAUUAGAACAAAUUGCUUUAAUACUUCAAACUCAAAAUCAGUUAAAAAAACUCGAAAUACAUAUUGGAUAUGAUAUACAUCCAUAUUGUGCACUUUUCCUUUUAAUCAAUAUGCCAUUCAAUAACCUUAAAAAUUCUAUAAUCCAAAUAUAUUUUGAUGGAUAUGGCAAUUAUCGACCUGAAGUUAAUCAAUUAAAACAAGUGAUUGAACAAAUUUUAUAUAAAAAUCGUCAAAUUGACAAUUUUAUUUUAUAUCAACGAAGUUGGCCGAACCUUUCAAAUGAUGAGAAAGAGAAAUUAGUAAAAAAAUUUCCAUCUCUUAAAAUCAAUAUAUUAAAAGAACAACCUUAUCGCUCUUUGAUACCGGACAAUUG
This is a messenger RNA of Dentiscutata heterogama, 1429 nucleotides long. The record is from the annotation of a GenBank genome assembly. NCBI's taxonomy places the organism in Eukaryota, Fungi, Glomeromycota, Glomeromycetes, Diversisporales, Gigasporaceae.